AUGGUUGGGGGGUGGGGGGGGAAGAUGGCGGAGCUGAUGCUCUUCAGCGAGAUUGCGGACCCUACGCGUUUCUUCACCGACAAUCUGCUGGGCCCGGAGGACUGGGACAGCACCUUGUAUGCCAGUCUGGAUGAAGUGGCCGAGGAGCAGACACAGCUCUUCCGUUGCCCGGAGCAGGAUGUACCGUUUGACAGCAGCUCCCUGGAUGUGGGGAUGGAUACCAGCCCUCCUGAACCACCGUGGGACCCCCUGCCUAUCUUCCCAGAUCGUCAAGUGAAGUCCGAGCCAUCCUCCCCCUGCUCUUCUUCCUCUCUUAGUUCUGAAUCAUCGUGUCUCUCCACAGAGCCCUCCGGCCAGGCCCCUGGAGUAGGUGAAGUGCUGCAUGUGAAGACAGAAUCCUUGGCACCCCCCCUUUGCCUCCUGGGAGAUGAUCCAACAUCUCCAUUUGAAAUCAUCCAAAUUAAUGUGGGCCCCACCUCGGAUGACCCCUCAGAUGUCCAGACCAAGACAGAGCCUGUCUCUCCAUCUUCCUCCAUCAACUCGGAGGCUUCCCUGCUCUCAGCAGACUCCCCCAAUCAGGCUUUUAUAAGAGAGGAGGUACUGGAAGUGAAGACAGAGUCCCCAUCCCCUUCAGGGUGCCUCCUGUGGGAUGUCCCAGCCCCCUCACUUGGAGCUGUUCAGAUCAGCAUGAGCCCAUCCACUGAUGGCUCCUCAGGCAAAGUUGCACCCCCCCGGAAGCCACCACUACAGCCCAAACCUGUGGUGCUAACCACUGUCCCAGUGCCACCCAGAGCUGUGCCUCCCAGCACCACUGUCCUUCUGCAGCCCCUUAUCCAGCCUCCCCCAGUGUCCCCAGUUGUCCUCAUCCAGGGUGCUAUUCGAGUCCAGCCUGAAGGGCCAGCCCCCCCGGUUCCACGGCCUGAGAGGAAGAGCAUUGUUCCAGCUCCUAUGCCUGGGAACUCCUGCCCCCCUGAAGUGGAUGCUAAGCUGCUGAAGCGACAGCAGCGAAUGAUCAAGAACCGGGAGUCAGCCUGUCAGUCCCGGAAGAAGAAGAAAGAGUACCUGCAGGGGCUGGAGGCUCGGCUGCAGGCAGUGCUGGCUGACAACCAGCAGCUCCGCCGGGAGAAUGCUGCCCUCCGGCGGCGUCUGGAGUCCCUGCUGGCUGAGAACAGCGAGCUCAAGUUAGGGUCUGGAAACAGGAAGGUGGUCUGCAUCAUGGUAUUCCUUCUCUUCAUUGCCUUCAACUUUGGACCUGUCAGCAUCAGUGAGCCUCCUCCAGCUCCCAUCUCUCCUCGGAUGAGCAGGCAGGAGCCUCAACCCCGGAGACAUUUGCUGGAAUUCUCAGAGCAAGAGCCAGUUCGUGGAGUUGAACCCCUCCACAGGUCCUCCCAGGGUCCUGAGGAGCCCCAGCCCAGCCCUGAAGGCCAGCCCAGUUUCAGGAACCUGACAGCCUUCCCUGGGGGGGCCAAGGAGCUGCUACUGAGGGACCUAGACCAGCUCUUCCUCUCCUCUGACUGCCGGCACUUCAACCGAACUGAGUCCCUGAGGCUUGCUGAUGAGCUGAGUGGCUGGGUCCAGCGCCACCAGAGAGGCCGGCGGAAGAUCCCUCCAAGGGCUCAGGAGAGACAGAAGUCUCAGCUAUGGAAGAAGUCGCCUACAAUUAAGGCAGUUCCCACCCGACCCCCCGGGCCCCCAGAAAAGGAUUCUGUGGGCCAACUGCAGCUAUAUCGACACCCAGAUCGUUCACAGCCGGAGUUCCUGGACGCAAUUGACCGACGGGAAGACACAUUUUAUGUUGUCUCCUUCCGAAGGGAUCACUUGCUGCUCCCAGCCAUCAGCCACAACAAGACCUCCCGGCCCAAGAUGUCCUUGGUGAUGCCCGCCAUGGCCCCUAAUGAGACUCUGUCAGGCCGGGGGACCCCGGGGGACUAUGAGGAGAUGAUGCAGAUCGAGUGUGAGGUCAUGGACACCAGGGUGAUUCACAUCAAGACCUCCACGGUGCCCCCCUCCCUCCGAAAACAGCCAUCUCCAACUCCAGGCAAUGCCACAGGUGGACCCUUGCCAGCUGCUGCAGCCAGCCAGGCCCACCAGGCUGCCCACCAGCCCCUCUACCUCAACCAUCCCUAACCUCUGCAACUCACACUGACUUAGAACUGGGGGGCGGGGGGUACAGGGUGACAAAGGACGGUUUUGAAUUUCCCCAAUCCCUGGGCUUGGGGCAUUUGGCAAAGGAAAGACAGGGUGUGGGGGGUAAGCUCUUAUUUGGAAGUGGGGGGUUCACCUCUCUUUUCACCCCUUUUCAGAAUAUAGGGCUUCUCUCAUUCCUAUUAGUCCCCAGUCCUUACUUUUCUUUUGAGAGUAUUGAGUGAAGUUCAGUUUUGGGGUGGGUGGGUUCCUGCAUGCUCUUUGUUCUUUUGUUUCUCUGUUGGGGGUGUGGAAGUGGGAAUUUAGUCCCCAGGUGGGACAAGGGAAGUUUUUACAUGUUGGAGUUAGUUUCUGGAAGUAAAGGAGGGGUGGUGGAGGGAGAUCAGGUUUAUGUGUGUGCAUAUCUUUUUUAUUAUUAAAUAAACAACU
Molecule: messenger RNA, 2574 nt
Organism: Cynocephalus volans (Philippine flying lemur)
Lineage: Eukaryota; Metazoa; Chordata; Mammalia; Dermoptera; Cynocephalidae
Gene: ATF6B
Product: activating transcription factor 6 beta
Exons: 18
Coding region: 1-2127 (708 amino acids)
Biological process (GO): endoplasmic reticulum unfolded protein response; regulation of transcription by RNA polymerase II
Cellular component (GO): nucleus
Molecular function (GO): DNA-binding transcription factor activity, RNA polymerase II-specific; RNA polymerase II cis-regulatory region sequence-specific DNA binding
Source: RefSeq, a predicted model, not a curated record